AUGUGGAUGAAGUGCGUGGCGGCGACGGCGCUGGCCGCGCUGCUGGCGGUGCAGGAGGCCAGCGCGGCCUUCUACGUGCCGGGCGUGGCGCCCGAGUCGUGGGCCGCGGGUGAGACCGUGCGCCUCAACGUGAACAAGAUCACGUCCACCAAGACGCUGGUGCCGUACGAGUACUACUACCUGCCGUUCUGCAAGCCCACGGCCACCAACGAGCAGCAGGAGAACCUGGGCGAAAUCAUGGCCGGCGACGCCAUCAUGGACUCGCUGUACAACAUGCAGAUGGAGAAGGACGCCAUCUGCCAGGUGCUGUGCAAGCCCAUGACGUACACGUCCGAGCAGUCGCAGUCCUUCAUCGACAUGAUCAAGGACGAGUACUACGUGCAGUGGGUGGUGGACAACCUGCCCGUGCUGUACCGCGACCCGACGGACUCGCAGCAGGCCGGAUCUUUCAAGCGCGGCUUCCCCGUGGGCGAGGUGGACGAGGACGGCAAGUACCUGCUGUACAACCACGUGCGCAUCAUCAUCUCGGUCAACGCGGACCCGUACGCCGAGGAGGACGGCGACGUGCCCAAGUGGCGCGUCGUCGGCUUCGAAGUCGUGCCCACCUCCAUCAAGCACAGGUACGAGAACGAGCCCAUGGCCGGCCAGGAGCUCGACUCGGACACAUGCGGCAAGUUCGUCAACAUUGAGGAGGUGUCGCAGGGUAACUACCAGUACCUGAACCCGGAGGGCGAGACUACCGUGCUCUACACGUACGACGUGCAGUUCGUCAAGUCGGACAUCGUCUGGGAGGAGCGUUGGGACCGUAUUAUCAGCAGCAAGAGCUCGAACGACCAGAUCCACUGGUUUUCCAUCAUCAACUCGCUCAUGAUCGUGCUGUUCCUGACGGGUAUGAUCGCUAUGAUUAUGCUGCGCACGCUGCAUCGCGAUAUCGCCCGGUACAACGAGGUGCAGACAACGGAGGAGGCGCAGGAGGAGUCUGGCUGGAAGCUUGUUCACGGUGAUGUGUUCCGCCCGCCUCAGCUCUCGCCUAUGCUGUUCUCGGUGGUUGUGGGCACCGGUGUCCAGGUGUGCUGCAUGAGCGCGUCUACGAUGGUUAUUGCGCUGCUGGGUCUGCUGUCUCCGGCCAACCGUGGUUCGCUGCUGACGACGCUGCUGCUGCUUUUCGUGUUCAUGGGAAGCUUUGCUGGCUACCACUCCUCGCGCACGUACAAGAUGUUCAACGGCAAGGACUGGAAGAAGAACACGAUUCUCACGGCCGUGCUGUACCCGGGUCUGCUGUUCGCGGUUUUCUUCCUGCUGAACCUCGUGCUGUGGGGCAAGUCGUCGUCGCAGGCUGUUCCUUUCGGCACUCUUUUUGCGCUUCUGGUGCUGUGGUUCGGUAUUUCGGUGCCACUCGUGUUCCUCGGCAGCUACUUUGGAUUCAAGGCCGCUGCAAUUGAGCAGCCUGUGCGCACGAACCAGAUUGCCCGUCAGAUCCCGGAGCAAGUGUGGUACCUUUCCUCGCCUUUCAGCAUCCUGGUGGGCGGCAUUCUGCCUUUCGGCGCCGUGUUCAUUGAGCUGUUCUUCAUUAUGUCGGCGCUGUGGUUGCACCAGAUCUACUACGUGUUCGGCUUCCUGUUCAUCGUGCUGCUGAUCUUGGUGGCUACUUGCGCCGAGGUGACUGUCGUGAUGUGCUACUUUCAGCUGUGCGCAGAGGACUACCGUUGGUGGUGGCGUUCGUUCCUCACCUCGGGCUCCGCGGCUGUGUACCUGUUCCUGUACUCGUUCCUGUACUUCUUCACGAAGCUGAACAUCACGGCGUUUGUUUCGGGCAUUCUGUACUUCGGUUACAUGUUCCUGAUCUCGGUCACGUUUUUCUUCCUGACGGGAACCAUUGGCUACUUCGCUUGCCUCUGGUUCACUCGCACGAUCUACAGCUCCAUUAAGAUCGACUAA
Molecule: messenger RNA, 1938 nt
Organism: Phytophthora sojae
Lineage: Eukaryota; Oomycota; Peronosporomycetes; Peronosporales; Peronosporaceae
Exons: 1
Coding region: 1-1938 (645 amino acids)
Biological process (GO): protein localization to membrane
Cellular component (GO): membrane
Source: RefSeq, a predicted model, not a curated record